Fonsecaea multimorphosa CBS 102226 is the source of this 894-nucleotide messenger RNA. RefSeq lists its product as uncharacterized. Bases 1 to 894 code for a protein of 297 amino acids. Lineage: Eukaryota; Fungi; Ascomycota; Eurotiomycetes; Chaetothyriales; Herpotrichiellaceae. The transcript is spliced from 2 exons. The record is from RefSeq and is a predicted model, not a curated record.
AUGGCAGAUGUUUCAGUCCUCCUGAUCGGCGCAAGCGGCGCUCUUGGAAAGCCGCUCCUGGAUGAGCUUAUCCGCCAGAGACAUCAAUUCAAGCGCAUCGCCAUUCUCGCAACCCCUGAAAGAGCCAACAAAUUCAGCAAUGUCGGCGUCGAAGUUGUUGUUGGUUCAUUCUUUGAAGUCAAGUCAUACCAAGGCUUCACACACGUCAUAUCCGCGGUCGGCAACCCCCUGAUGAUCCUGCAACCUGCCAUGGUUGAAGUUGCCGUCUCCGCAGGAGUAAAGCACUUCUACGCCUCAGAAUGGAACAGCGAUAUCUCGCAACCCCAGAUCCAAAACUGGCGCUAUUUCCGGGACAAGCAAGCCACAAGGUCCUAUUUACGUGCCAAGGCCGCUCGAGAACCCGGCUUCCAGUACACCCUCAUGGUCACCGGUAUCUUCACAGAGUGGGCGCUCGAUGAGUUCUACGGGGUUGACCACGAGAAGCUCACGGCAAAACUAUAUGGCCAGCCUGGUAGGAGGGUUGGAGUAACGAGCAUCCCCGACAUCGCACGGUACACCAUUGAUUCAUUACGGAUUCCGUUCGAGGGUCCAGGGCGCACGCUGCGGGUGCAAGGCUGGACGGGUAAAGUCGAAGACUUGAUUGGCGCUUUGGAGCAGGUCAGAGGCGUCAAGUAUCAAAUCAGCUGGCUGGAUGUCUCUGUGGCGAAGGAACUCGAGGAACAGGCCAGAGUGAACGAGGACGACUUGUCGGAGAUGAUGUUCAACAUCAAGCCGUUGGUGGUUAGUGGGUAUGGCGUUGCGGACGGGGUUGGCAAGUUGGACAAUGGGCUCUUUGACUUCAAGCCGGAGACGGCACAGGAGACCUUUGCCCGUGUCUUCAAGACGCAGACCUAG